UCCUGUACCGGGCUGGCGGGGUCCAUAAUGAAGGAGCAAAGGUAAAGGAACCACUGUAGCAGCAGAGCUUCAGCAAGCCGGCUAACAUCUGGUUACAUCUCAGAAGUACAAGAACAUAAUGGAUAUAAAAGAGCAGAUCACUCAGCUAGAAGCUGACUUGCAGGAGUUGAGCUCCCUCUUGGAGAAAUCGGAGAGGAAAAGGGUUCAGGACGUCUUGCAGCAGGAACAGAAGAAGGUGGAGAAAGAACUUGCAACCAAACGACAGCAGCAGCUGCAGCAGGCUAAGAGAGAGGCAGACCCAUCUGCAGUGUCCAAAGCAGCGUACGCCGUGAAGAUCACCAGCUAUGCAUGGGAUCAGUCUGAGAAGUUUGUGAAAAUUUACCUGGAUUUGAAAGAUGUGCACAAAAUUUCAGCAGAAAAUGUAGAAGUGGACAUCACAGAAAGGUCAUUUUCGGUGCUAAUUAAAGACCUAAAUGGUAAAAAUCAUCAGAUGACUGUUCUCAACCUGCUGCAUCCGAUCGAUGAAAAGGACAGCUACAAAAAGGUAAAAACUGACAUGUUGUUGAUCAUGCUAAAAAAGCAGACAACAAAGAAGUGGGAGUGCCUUACAGCAGUGGAGAAACGGUCAAAAGAGAAGGACAAACCCUCUAUGGAUGAGAAYGCAGACGCCAGCGAUGGCCUCAUGAGCAUGUUGAAGAAGAUUUAUGACGAUGGAGACGAUGAGAUGAAGAGAACUAUCAACAAAGCCUGGACAGAGUCGCAAGACAAGAAGAAAAGAGGGGAUGAUAUGAUGGACUUCUAAAUAUUCCUUUUUUUCUGCAGUGUGACCAAAUUAGAGCUUUAAAGAUCAAGAGUGCAUGACCUAAAUAUUAAAAAGUAGUGCUCAUGUCAUUGGAGACUAUUAUACAGUCCUUCAAUAAACUUGAUCUUUUUUAGGCCAGUCAUGAGCUCUAAUAAAUAAAUAUCACUGUAUUGUAAAGAAAA
Messenger RNA from Poecilia reticulata (guppy), 984 nucleotides. It is a transcript of the gene cacybp, whose product is annotated as calcyclin binding protein. Gene Ontology annotation, cellular component: nucleus. Gene Ontology annotation, biological process: heart development. NCBI's taxonomy places the organism in Eukaryota, Metazoa, Chordata, Actinopteri, Cyprinodontiformes, Poeciliidae. Gene Ontology annotation, molecular function: ubiquitin protein ligase binding; S100 protein binding; tubulin binding. The record is from RefSeq and is a predicted model, not a curated record.